Molecule: messenger RNA, 652 nt
Organism: Diaporthe batatas
Lineage: Eukaryota; Fungi; Ascomycota; Sordariomycetes; Diaporthales; Diaporthaceae
Exons: 2
Coding region: 92-652 (186 amino acids)
Source: RefSeq, a predicted model, not a curated record
CGUCGGACGGAGGGUGUUGUUCGCAGUGCACCAAUCUUGAACAAGAAAUAAUCGACUAUCCGAAUAGCGUCCAGCGGAGACCACUGGCACCAUGCUCUUCUCAGUUCCACUCAUCCUGACCAUUGUCUCGGGUGCCCUCGCUGGCCCAUAUGGACCCCCAAGGCAUUGCCUAACUCCGACAGCUGUCAACACUCUUGUCGACGGCUAUACUUAUCUCUUGGAGAAGCCCCUCGGUCCAGACUUCAACAGCACCGCCAACAAAAUCUUGUCCGACAAGUUCCAAGUGCGAUCUGACUCCAUCCUGACACUGUCUCAGCGACCGCUGGGUCAACCGGCCUACCCAAGCAAGCAGGCAUACAUCGACAGCCAGGCCCAGACUCCCCCGCUACCUAAUGUGGAGACCCUGGGUGUGUUCAACAGCUGUGACAAGAUCAGCUGGCGGUGGAGGGCCACGGGAGUCGGCAGCGACCAAUUUGAGAUAAAUGGCAUAAUCAACUUUGACACCAACCCUGACACCGUUCAGAUCGACACCGUCUACUCCGAGUUCAACACGGCCGCGUUCCAGGCUGACUUGGGCUUCCCUGAGUGCCAGCAAUCUUCAGCGCCCGUUGCUAGUACAGGGUCUCCGAGCUGUGGAUCUUGCGAGUCCUAG